Messenger RNA from Phycodurus eques (leafy seadragon), 6145 nucleotides. RefSeq names its product beta-1,4-N-acetyl-galactosaminyl transferase 4a (gene b4galnt4a). The transcript is spliced from 20 exons. Gene Ontology annotation, molecular function: acetylgalactosaminyltransferase activity. Lineage: Eukaryota; Metazoa; Chordata; Actinopteri; Syngnathiformes; Syngnathidae. The record is from RefSeq and is a predicted model, not a curated record. The coding region runs from base 511 to 4269 and encodes 1252 amino acids. Gene Ontology annotation, cellular component: Golgi cisterna membrane.
GAAGAAAAAAAAAAAAAAAAAAAAAAAGCCCCCCCCCCCCCACACACUCUCCCUCCCUCCCUCCCUCCCUCCCGCCCCCUCCACACGGCUCCGGUGUCACUUUCCCAAGCUUUCCCCUCACUCGAGAUGGAGCUGUGACAUGUUGACACCUCUCCUCGUCUGGUUAGCUUCUCGUCUUCCUCCAACGCGGGACAUCUUGCCGUCAAACUGUCCCGCGCUCCGUGACAUUUCCACACAGAUGAUCCCGCCGCCGCCGCCGCCAUCAUCAUCAUCAUCAUCAUCAUCAGCAGCAGCAGCAGCCGAAGGCUCGAGCGUUGUUGCAACAUGAGAGCCGCAGGCGUGGUUGCAGCCCCGCGCGAUCCCAUAUAGCGGCUGUCCGCGCUACUGUUCCCACGAUGGAGGCCGUCGCGCCGCGCGGAGUGUAGAGCCGCCUUCGGGCUCCUCCACGCUUUCCUCCGGAUCCGCCGUGACUCUCUCUCGGGCCGCCGCGCGGAGGAUGUUGGAGUCAGGAUGCUGCGCUUCCCCGUGAAGAAGAUCCGGAAGCAGUUCAAGCUGCUGCUGCUCCUGGUGCUGCUGACCUCGGCCGUGUGGUUCACCUACCUGCACAUACACCAGGGCAAGACCAUCAAACUCCACUUGAACUACGCCAAAGAUGGAGAGAGACAGACGGACGGCUCGGACACGAGCCGCAAGAGGGACACUCGCUCCUCGACGAGCCACCACAAGAAUGAGGACACCAGCGACAGUAGGGAGGAUGAAGUGGCGGAUGACGAGACGAUUGCAGGAGUUUCCGACAGCAGAGGCCACUCCCACAUCCGCAAGUUUCUUACUGAGCACUAUAAGAAAUUGCCAUGGAAACCAGAGCAUAAGGGCCUAGCCAACCUUCAUGUGUUCGAGGACUGGUGUGGCUCCUCUGUAGCCCAACUCAGAAAGAACCUGCACUUCCCCCUCUACCCUCAUACAAGAACGACUUUGAAGAAGCUGGCCGUGGCUCCGAAGUGGAAGAAUUAUGGCCUGAGAAUCUUCGGCUUCCUUCACCCUUAUCGCGAUGGUGAUUUCCAGUUUUCAGUAUCAUCUGAUGAUAAUUCAGAGUUUUGGCUGAGUCCUGACGAAAGUCCUGUCAACGCCAGGCUGCUGGUCUAUGUAGGACAGCUGGGUACAGAGUGGACAGCUCCAGGCGAGUUCAACAAGUUCAGGUCCCAGUCCUCAAAGUCUGUGCACCUGAUGUCAUCCAGACGCUACUACUUUGAGAUUCUGCACAAGCAGGAUGACAAGGGCUCAGAUCACGUGGAGGUUGGGUGGCGUCCAUUCCUCCCUGGUCUGAAAUACGAAGUGAUAGACUCGGCCUACAUCUCACUGUACGCAGACGAGUCCAGCCUCAAGAUGAACAGCGUUGGUCACAUCCCUCAGACAUUUGCCAGUCACGUCGGCCUCCCGCAACACUUUCUGCCCCGAAAGGCGGAAGAAGGUGGCACCCCGCAGCACGGAGCAGAUAUGCUGAAGCCAGACCCGAGGGACACCUUCUAUAGCACUCCCGUGAUUGACCCGUCCCGUCUGGAAAACGUUCUGCCUGCUUGUCUUUACUCUCCCACCUACGUCGUCAAAGAUUUCCCCAUCGCGAGAUACCAGGGCCUGCAGUUUGUUUAUCUGUCAUUCGUCUACCCAAACGACUUCACCCGGCUCACACACAUGGAGCGAGAGAACAAGUGUUUCUACAGAGAGUCCCCCAUCUACUUAGAAAAGUUCGGCUUCUACAAGUAUAUGAAGCUGGAUGAGGAGGAGGACGACGACAGACCGUUCUUUUUCCCGAACCCCGACGAUUUCCUAGAGGAAGGCGAAAUGGUGGAUAUGGAAGACGAGGCAGAGAUUGUCGGCACGCAGUCUCCCAGGAAGCCUCAAACAAGCCAUGCCUCCAAAGCCUCCCAUCAGCACCCUCAACCUGGACCUACUUUUGCAGGUAAAGACGUAAAGGAUGAAGAGGUGGAUCCUGAUGAGAAGGAAGACGGUGCAGUCGAUAGUAUUAUAAACCGCAGAGAAAGGAGACACUUUGCCUACAGCGAUGAUGAGAUGGAGAGGGACACGAACUGGAAAAGAGCUCAAACAAGGACUAAUGGGAGUCAUGAUGCCAGAGAGGAGCUGUCAGAGCUCCAGUCCAGGAUGCAUCACUCUGACACAGAUAGCGUGGCCCCGGGUCGCUCACUAUCCUGGAGCCGUCACAGUCGUGCGGGGCUCAGCCCGACCGGUGAAGGAGGAGGAGAGAAGGAGGCUGAGGCGCCACCUAAAUUGACUAGAUCUUUCUUCUUUCCCAAAAAGUCCUCCAUCCCUGCUCGCGCCAAGCGGAUUCAGAGCAACUCUGCCCGCACCGACACUCUCCGUAACAACAACAAUCAGCUCGCUGGGAGCAAGAAAGAGAAGAAUAAGGAGAAUAAGAUCUACAUCACCAGGCCUCGGCCCAACAGGGAGCGAGAGAAGGAACGGGGGUGGCGUCGAGAGAGGAGGGAGGAAAGGGCCUCUCGCCACCCUAGAGACGUAUUCCCUGGAGUCUUUCUGUACCAGACUGGGAAGACCACAAGACUGGUCAAACCUGGGGACAAAGGGCAUGCUGGGGGGGUUAAGAGCGGAGGAAGGAGUCCAGUAAGCGCUCCUCAGCUGUGGCCCGAUCCACCCACAAAAGGCGCUAAGGCAUCGCUUCUCAAUCAAAGCAUCAACAUUCCAAACGCAAGCGUUCAAAAGUCUCCCGACAAGGAAACGGCUCUAACGCAGCCAGGUGAGCCACACGGCAAAGGGGAGAAGCUCGCUUUGAAGAGGACCGCCGCUACCGGCUCGCCCAACAAAUCACACCGACUCACCUCGAGGUCUCAUCACCAAGACACCACCCGGCAUUCUCCUCACCGGCUGAACUCCACCGGAAACAUCCGAGGUCAAUUGCGAGUGACCUCUUACCUCAGGACCACCGAGAUCACAGAGUCGCAGCCAGACCCCAAACGGGCAGAGCUGGAGCGGGACACAAACAAGUCUAAUCCCGACCCAGAGGCGGAACCGGAGGAGGGCGAGACAUCGGACUACAGCUACGAGGAGGUGGAGGCGCGGCCGGGAUGGGCGGAGGAGAGUAUCAACUGGCAGAGGACCUUCUCUGUGAACCCCAUGGACUUUGAGCUUCUGCGCUCCGACUGGAACGACCUGCGCUGCAACGUGUCUGGUAACCUCCAGCUGGCAGAGAGCGAGGUGGUGGAUGUGCUGGCUCAGUACAUGGAGAAGCUCAACGAACGCAACGGCGGGAUUUACACCCUGCUGCGAAUCAUCAAUGUCGAGAAGCGGCGAGACUCUGCCAGAGGGAAUCGCUACCUUGUGGAGCUGGAGCUGAUGGAGAGGGGCCGCAGUGUGGUGCGACUGUCCGAAUACAUUUAUCUGAUGCUCCACCGGGGCAGGCGAGUCAACGAAAGCCUUGAGAACACAGAGGCGGCCCCGGCCUCGGGCCCCUCUGCUGCCACGUCCAACCUCGGCGCCGCUCCGCACCCGCCCCCCACCAAAUCGCCCUCACGGCCUGGAGCCACGGCCUGGAGCGCAGCCUACGCCAAACCUCUCCUCUGCCAGCCGGUCAUGCUACAGUGGAGGCAAGAUGUGAUGGUGCACUUUGUGGUACCAGUGAAGAAUCAAGCUCGCUGGGUCCAGCAGUUUAUUUCGGACAUGGAAAAUCUUCAUCAUCAGACCAAGGACGACAAUUUCAGCAUCAUCAUUGUUGACUUUGAGAGUGAAGACAUGGAUGUGGAGCAGGCACUUAGAGACAGCAGCGUUCCAAGAUACGAGUAUCUGAGGAGAAAAGGGAACUUUGAGCGCUCAGCGGGACUACAGAUCGGAGUGGAUACCAUUGAAGAUAGCCACAGCAUUGUGUUCCUGUGUGACCUGCACAUUCAUUUCCCCUUCAACAUAUUGGAGAGCAUCAGGAAGCACUGCGUUGAAGGACGCCUUGCUUUCGCUCCCAUUGUUAUGAGACUCGGCUGCGGGAGUUCGCCACGGGAGCCCGACGGUUAUUGGGAGGUAAACGGCUUUGGUCUGUUUGGGAUCUACAAGUCUGAUUUUGAAAAAAUCGGCGGGAUGAACACAGAAGAAUUCAAAGACCGCUGGGGUGGAGAAGACUGGGAGCUUCUGGACAGGGUAUUGCAGAAUGGUUUGGAAGUCGAGCGACUCCGCUUGAGAAACUUCUUUCACUACUACCACUCCAAACGUGGCAUGUGGAAUGCCCAAAACAAGAAAUCCGCAAAGGGAUAACGCCGUGCCUGUAUACUAAUCUACCUGCAGAUCUGCUGUUGGUGUGUGUGAGGGAGAGCUGAGAGUGCCCGCUCACCGACGGCCAAUGUUUCAGCAUCCUUCGCAGUCUUGUCUGUUUGAGGGAUCAAAGUCCAAAUGUGAACUUUGCAAGGGAGCCGUUGGCACAGAUAAUCCUGCGUAACUUUUCAGUCAUCGAUUGGAGUACUUGAGGGAAAAGAAAUGCUCCCCCCCUCCUUCUCGUUGCCCAAUACCAGUGCAAUGUUUUCGGAAGAACUGGAAAGCAGCCGUUUUUCUGUAUGUAUGAAAGUGCACAUGUACAGUGUGUGUGUGUGUGUGUGUAUAUAUGUAUAUAUAUAUAUAUAUAUAUAUAUAUAUGUAUAUAUAUAUAUAUAUAGUGUGUGUGUGUGUGUGUGUGUGGAUGAAGAUUAAGAAAGCACCUUUUUUUCUAAUAAGGAUUUUUUUUUUUCCUAGGAUUGCGCGCACAUGACAGUCUAAUGUGAAUGUGCGCCCCAAUAGAGUCCGUCGUGGGGACGUCCCUAAAUAAAUCAUCUGCUCACUGGUUAUCCUGUAAGUGGCCAGUAUGGCAGAGGCGCUGAAGUUCUCCUGAUACCUAAUAUUAUGGACCCCAUAUCUGCUAGAUACAGUAUAUAUGCAUCCUCUUUCCAUGGACCUGUCUCUCUCAGGUCCUUGUCAUUGAGUUUUGAUUUUUUACCUUUGAAUUCCUUUUUGCAGAUGUACUUCUGCCUCUGGCGUCCUCAGUCACCUUUUAGUGUCAUGUUGUUUUGUACAGUUUGAAACUUUCUAAAAAGCCCUGCUGUUUUGUAUCACAUUUCAGUGUCUCAUUAACUACAUUUGUGCUGCUGUUAGUUGCUUUCAGUAGUUUUGGAUUAUGGUGACUGAGUAUGGAUGCACUAACCGUUGUGUUUCUAAUUCCUUAAAACACUGCUUUGGGAAGAGUUUCCACCUUUUCGUACACUGAUUCAAGCCUCCAUUCCCUCUGGAUCUCUAACCUCGAACGGAACAUAAAACUCGAAGGAGGGAAGAAGAGGGCUGAUAUAUAUACAGUAGUUACGUUGGUACUGGGAGCAUUUGGUGUUGCAAAUUUUGGAUUGAAGGGUUUCCAAAUAUUUAUCUGUACACGACAAACAAGCGAGAACAUUUACUUUCUCUCAAUUGUGUGCCUUCAACAGAGUUGAGCUGCAGGCGGUUUUUAUACAGUGGCAUACUGUUGACACAAAAACUAUUUAUAAGCAGGCUGGAAAGUCACUGUAAUUUCACUUACACGAUCACCGAAGGAACGACAGUACUCUACGGCGGACUACAUACAGCUAUCCGUGCGUGUUUGCUGAAGUAGUACUCGGGAAGCAAAUGCGAGUGUCGGCUUCAAACUUUUGAAGAUUGAAACAGUGCUGUUGCAAACUAAGGGACUACUGAGCAGGGCCAGAAGGUGUCAUGGAGACUGACUGGCAGCUGCAGUCCAGCAGGGCCCCAGCGACUCCCACUCGCUGGCCUGGAGGGCGGGCGGCUUCCGAACACCUCUCGAUGCGGCCUGCUGCUUACAAUGAUGAAGAGGGGCUGGCGGGCUCCGGGCUGGACUCGUAUGAGUCGCGGUUCCUGAUCUCUUAUUGACUGUGCGAUUGUUAAAGGCCCUCUCUCAACUCAAUAAAGUCGCGUAACAUUCACACGGGGAAAUUUUAAGAGCAGAAUAAAUAAACACUAUAACACUAGACUAGGUACACUGUAUAUUUAGAAAGAUUGAUGGAAAAAAUAGGUAUAUACAUUCCAAGGUAAUUUCUGUGAAAUUGUUUUGUAGAGAAAAGGUUUUCAGAAUGUAUUGUACAUUUGUUUGUUUUUGCAAAUAAAAUUGUAUGCUUAC